This is a messenger RNA of Cydia strobilella, 2946 nucleotides long. It is a transcript of the gene sll, whose product is annotated as adenosine 3'-phospho 5'-phosphosulfate transporter 1. Lineage: Eukaryota; Metazoa; Arthropoda; Insecta; Lepidoptera; Tortricidae. Gene Ontology annotation, molecular function: 3'-phosphoadenosine 5'-phosphosulfate transmembrane transporter activity. The record is from RefSeq and is a predicted model, not a curated record. Gene Ontology annotation, biological process: transmembrane transport. The transcript is spliced from 9 exons. Gene Ontology annotation, cellular component: endoplasmic reticulum membrane; Golgi membrane. Bases 183 to 1472 code for a protein of 429 amino acids.
CUUGGUCUAGGUAUGAUCUUGAUCUAGCCCUUAGAUGGUAGAUAGGCGAUUUAAAGUAAUAAAUUGCCUAUAAAUUACAAAAUUGUGUUAAUUUCGAUUAAGUCGAAAAUGACCAAUUUUUAUUAUAAUCAGUAUUGUGUCUAGAUUUUAUUUUAAACCUAGUUGAUACAUAAUAAGUGAAAAUGGGUUCUAAAAUCAUGAUUGGGUUUUUGGGGUUGUCAACAGUGGUUGUGACUUUCCUGGCAACUCGUCUGUACAGAGACCUGCUUAUAAGCUAUGAGCAGAGCUCCCCUGCUCAUGAAUAUUCUUGGUUCUUUCAUCUGUUACUAAACAUGGCUGGGUACUCCACAAUCCUGCUGCCAGGUUUCGUCAUCUACAAAUACAUACAGAAAACCAACUACUUCGAUAAACUGAGCUCACCAGGAUGUUUGUCACGCAGCCUGUUCGCCAUAUUUGGUGACCCCGGCGAGCGCCUGCCCACUACUGACGCGCCUAAAAUAGAAGACAGUCCGCGCCGCGAGGCAGCCGAGCUGGCGCUCUGCUUCAGCGGGCUCAUGACGGCUUAUCUCGUGUGGGGGCUGCUGCAAGAAAAGAUCAUGACACAGACCUACACGAUGCCCGACGGGUCCACAGUGAAAUUCAACGACUCCCAGCUGCUAGUGUUCAUCAACCGGCUCCUCGCAUUCUGUAUCGCAGUGGGCCGUCUGCUCUGGACUAGGACUCCCCUGUUCCCAGUGCCGUUGUACCAGUUCUCGUACUGUUCGCUCAGCAACAUAGUCAGCGCGUGGUGCCAGUAUGAAGCGCUCAAAUAUGUCAGCUUUCCUAUGCAGGUGCUAUCUAAAUCGUGUAAAGUGAUCCCGGUGAUGCUGAUGGGCAAGGCCGUGUCGGGCAACAAGUACGAGCUGUACGAGUACGUGACGGCCGCCAUGAUCUCCGUGGGCAUGGUGCUGUUCAUGCUUGCCAGCAAGGAUGAUUAUGCAGCUGGCACAUUCUCCCUCGCGUCAGGCGUAACCCUCCUCGCACUAUACAUGUGCUGCGACAGCUUCACGUCGUCGUGGCAGGCGCGGCUGUUUGCGCGCACGCGCGCCGCGCCGCUGCACAUGGUGGGCGGCGUCAACCUGUUCUCCGCGCUGCUUACCGCCGCCGCGCUGCUGCAGCAGCCGCCCGCCACCGCCGCGAACCCGCGCUGGUCGUUACUACAGCACCCGCAGUUCGCGACCGACGUGGUCCUGCUGUCGGUGAGCUCGGCGCUGGGGCAGCUGCUCAUCUACCGCACCAUCGCGCGCUUCGGCGCCGUCGUCUUCACCAUCAUCAUGACACUGCGGCAGGCGGUAUCCAUCCUCCUGUCGUGCCUCGUGUACGGGCACCGGCUGUCGUUCGCGGGCGUGCUCGGCGUGUGCGCGGUGUUCACGGCGAUAUUCCUGCGCGUGUACUGCCGCCAGCGCCUGCGCCGUCGCCGCGCCGGCACCUAGCGCCGCGCCGACGCCGACGGGACAAUGCGCGGGACCGGGACCGUGCGCGUGCGCGUGCGGCGGGAGAGUCAAGUCUAGGUUGUAGGAUAGGCUUGUUGCCUGACUUGCAGGGGGCAAUCUGUUCCUUCCUAGCUAGCAUAUUUUAUCAUUUGGCGUUCUGUUGGUCGCCCCGUAGCUGCCCGAAACAGACCGCGAAGUUCAGCUUGCGUCGCCCCAAGCUCUUUUGGCCAUAGGGUAAAUAUGCCCCCGUACUCGUAUCUAGUACACGGUUAACCCUUAGCAACGGUUAAUGAACCAAAGGCUAUAAAUUUUAAGGCUGGUUUAAUAUUAUUUACUACUAUUUUCAAGUAAAGAGUCUCUGAUCCGAGAAAAUUUAAAUCCCUCCUAAAUUGUAGGAAGGUCCAAUAUGGGACCGGCAAGAAAAUUGGCGGGACAUAUGGUGGUAGAGAAAUGCCAUUCUCCUACAGAACAUUAAAGUUUGGAUGUUCAUUAUACACGAUUUGUUCAACGCAUGAACGCAUGCGUAUGCAUCAACGGAAUACAGGAAAAAUGCCAAUGCGUUUACUGCUUAAAACAAUGUAGUGUCAUUAGAUUAUCCAAAGCAAAAUGGGUAUGCGGCAAAUGCAUUGCUUUUAACGCUGCCUUUAUAGCAUAAAACAACCCCGCGCUUUAGUCCAGUAAAAUAACAAAUACAUAAAUUACAUAAUAUUUCAUUUGUAGGUACAUAUUUUGUUUUAGUGCAAUGCCCCUGUGAAAUUGUUGUACAUUAUUAUUAUAACCAAAUAUAUUUAUUUGUGAUGGGUUUAUACAAUAUUGUAUAUUAGAUCAGAACUAUUAUGUUUUUAAGAGAAUUUCAUAAACUAAUAAUUCUUAUUACUGUUUCUACAAAUUCCAUAAACUGUCUCAAAGAAAUUUAUGAUUUGUGCUAUUGUCCGUGCGUGGUAGAGUUUUCAUAUCAGUUUAUUGUUACUUAGAGUAGCAAACUAUAGUCUGACAAAAAAUAAUAGAUAUUAAAAAGUGGCAAUACUGUAGUGUCGUCCCUUUCAAAUCAAUCUAUAUAAGAAAACGGAACGACACUACAGUAUUGCCACUUUUUAGUUUCUACUCUUUUUUUGUCACACUAUAUUUGACAUUAGUUUUUAUGAAAUGACAAUACUUAAUUAUAUUUGUGUAAAUAUUUAUUAGCUGUCAUAAUUGUACACCAUUUACAUGAAAACUGAAUAAGUAUCAUGUUGGAUUGACGAUAGUAUUAAAUGAAAUGUUUACAAUGAUGUAAAUUUAAUGUUCGGCUAAGUCAGGUCUGCAGCGACAAAUUGGCAAGAUUCCUAUGGAAACGUAACCUUUAAUAAAUGGUAGCACUGCCACACUUUGUCGUGGCCAAGUCGCUGCAGUCUUAACUUUAACUGGCUCUAUAAUGUGUUUUUGCACAAAAAAUGUUAAGGUAAUCAAAGAAAUAAAUUUUCACUAAAUUGUG